Tripterygium wilfordii is the source of this 1163-nucleotide messenger RNA. RefSeq lists its product as uncharacterized. Bases 338 to 991 code for a protein of 217 amino acids. NCBI's taxonomy places the organism in Eukaryota, Viridiplantae, Streptophyta, Magnoliopsida, Celastrales, Celastraceae. The transcript is spliced from 6 exons. The record is from RefSeq and is a predicted model, not a curated record.
GAAGAGAUGAGAGACGAGAAGAAUCUGCAGAGAAGUUGAAGCAAAAAGGCGGAGGCAGACUGAAAAGAGAACACAGAGAAACAGAGAGAAGGCAAACAAGCUUCCUGAAUCACGUCCAAGAGAAUUAGAGAAAGAAUUGUUGUGUUAACCGUCUGAGAUUUAUUUUCCCCAUUUGAGAGAUAGAAGAGAUAUUCAGGUUGUGUUGAAUCGAUCGUUUUUCUUCAAAAUAUGUAUUUGAUUCCCUUCUCCAAUCUCAGUGAGAGUUUCUGAUGAGUAGAUUAUGAUUUAGAAGGGAUUCCUGUUGAGAAACGUUUCACAGUCGCAGAUCUUUACAGAAAUGGAUACGGAAGAGAAGAACCAGAGAGCAUGUAGAGCGAUAGAGGCGGAUUUUUUGUUGCAGUGGGGUAACAAGAAAAGGCUUAGAGGGAUGAGACUCAAAGACCCUGCAAUUUCCCAGCGAUCCACCGGUUUAAUUCGUCGGAAAAUCACGGCUCGUAGUGUUGACCGAUUCGCAGUCACUAAUACAGAGAAGGGAGUCGCUCUUCUUCAAUCCAAUCGCCUUACCAGGAAUUCGGAGGCAGCAACACUGAUACGGUCAAGAUCGAACGAGAACCAUUGGAAAUCAUCAUCGCCGGAGAGGGAGGACAGGCACUACACCACAAGAGGAUCAAUGGUGGGUGUUGAUGAGAAUGGCAAGGUUUCAUUGGAUGGAAACAAUGUAGAGGAGAAAGGAUUUGUGUGGCCAAAGCUGUAUAUCAGUUUGUCAAGCAAAGAGAAGGAGGAGGAUUUCAUGGCAAUGAAAGGUUGUAAACCUCCCCAAAGACCCAAAAAGAGGGCCAAAAUCAUCCAAAGAAGUUUGCUUUUGGUGAGUCCUGGGGCUUGGUUGACUGAUAUGUGCCAAGAAAGAUAUGAAGUUAGGGAGAAGAAGAGUGCCAAGAAGAAACCAAAAGGAUUGAAGGCCAUGGGAAGCAUGGAAAGUGACUCGGAAUGAGAGAAGGUUCUCUCCCGUUCCGCCAUCUUUUUUUUGGAACAUCAUGUUAUGAGGGGAGGGUAGGGUUUGUUAGAGAAUGAUGGAAGAAGAGCCUCUCUCUUCAACUCCUGUUGUAUAGGCAAACCUUUAUUUUUGCUAAUGAGAAGAAAAAAAAGUCUUUUUUCCCCUAUUU